AUGAGCCAACCGUGCGGCUCACCGAACGACUCCAGUUUCGGUCCGUCUGUCAACUCUUGCUACAGAAGCUUCGAUUUCACCCUCUUUUUCGAGGACACAAUCUUGUCGCUGGUUCCUUCUUCCAUAUUCAUACCAAUCGCAUCUUUUUACAUUGCCAUUCUCGUAAAAACGAAGCCCGUUGCAAUUCGUACAACAUGGUACAUAAUGAAACUGAUCGCCUAUGCGGCGCUAGCCGUCACGUAUUGGAUAUUUCUAAUCGCCAUUACGCGUGAUUCUGCAAAUGCCACAGCCGCCGGUAUUCCUGCCGCCGCUCUUGCUCUGGUAUCAAGUAUACUGCUGGCUAUUCUUGCUGCCUUGGAGCACACCAAGGCACUCGCGCCGUCGCCAGCACCCAUCUUCUUCAUUUCCGUCACUGCGCUCCUAGACAUCGCAAGAGUGCGCACACUGUUUUUGACAGGACAACCCUUCCCCGCAGCUACGCUGUGUGUUGGUCUGGUUCUGAAAUUACUACUGCUGGUGUUCGAAAGCCGAAGCAAGAAGAACGGCCUUGCCGCACUACCGUCGCAGACGAGCCCGGAGAAACUGGCAGGUCCGAUGAGUCGAACAAUGUUCCACUGGAUUAAUCCACUGCUCAUACUAGGAUUCAAGGGGUCGCUGAAAGGGCAUUGCUUAGGUCCAAUUGACCCCAAGUUUGAUGCCGAAUACUUGACCGAAAGAUUUGCUGCCGUUCCACAAAGUGUCAAAGAUGGACUUUCCGAGGGUGGGCUUAGCACUCUCACUCUGACAUGUAUCAGGCAGGAUCUAUUGUACCCUAUCAUUCCUCGACUUUUUGUUUCCCUCUUUACGUUUCUGCAGCCAUUUCUCAUCGACUCCAUGUUGAGCUGGCUCACCAAAAGUAACCGCGGCGCCUCAAAUCAGGGAUACGGCUUAAUUGUAGCGACGUUUUUCGUGUACUUUGGCAUCGCAGCCUCCUAUAGUUGGUACUGGCACCAGGUCAACAGAUCAGUCACCAUGAUUCGUGGCGGCCUCGUGGUGGUUCUCUUUGACAAGCUCCUGCGCCUUGCCGAAAUCCCGAGUGUCGAGUCACAGGCAAUGACACUCAUGUUUAGCGACACCCAGCGGGUCAUGACCGCCAUGAAUUACUUCCACGAGCUCUGGGCCGGUGUCUUUGAUACUGCAAUAGCUACGUGGCUUCUGUAUCGCAAGACGGGGGCGGCGAGCUUUGCAAUGCUCGCAGUCACGAUAGUGUCGUCGAUUGCUUGCGCGAGCCUUUCCAAGAAAUUGAGCGGAAUGCAGCAGCAAUGGUUGGCGGCCGUGGAACAAAGACUUGGGCCGACAAAACGCAUGCUGUCGUCUCUCAAGGCAGUGAAAAUGCUGUCGGCGGACGAUCGGAUUUCGAGCACCAUCACAGCCCUGCGCCGCGCCGAGCUGGCUGCCGCCUGGCCUUUCCGGAGGCUUCGCAUCUUCACGACUGCCAUAUCUUACAGCACCAUUACCCUGUCGCCACCGCUGGUCUUCGGGGUGUACAUCGCACUCGCCUCCGACGACCACGGGCUAGAUGUUUCAAGACUUUUCACGUCUCUCUCGCUCAUCAAUCUGCUAGCGACGCCUGUGAUGCAUCUCUGCCAAGCCAUUCCAGUACUUGGAGCGGCGCAUGGCUGCAUGGCGCGCAUUCAGAGCUUUCUAGAGCUCGAAGAGCAAAGCGAUAGAAGAACCACAAUAGCUCCAUCGCAAAGCUUAGAAACGGAAGCUAGGAAUAUUUUCUCAGUGAGAAAUGUGUCUCUAGGAUGGACGGCUGGAAAGCCCAUCCUCCACAACAUCAAUUUCGACGUCAAGCGCGGGUCGCGAGUCGCCAUUCUGGGACGCAUUGGCUCUGGGAAAUCACUUCUCCUCAAGGGUUUGCUGAGUGAGGUAGAAGAGAUUUCAGGGGUUAUUUCCGUCGCUGAGGGCGCAUCCUUUGCGUACUGCAGCCAGACCCCGUGGCUGGAGAACGCAUCGGCAGAAGAAAAUUGGACUGGACGCUGCGCAUCGAGAACCCCCGCCGUUCUUGGGAAGAUGGCUCAAGACUACGCUCUGAAGGAUAUUCAAAAUCUUCAAGAUUACAAAACAGGGACGAUUGGUAGCCAAGGUGUGAAACUCAGUGGUGGGCAGCGACAUAGGCUGGCACUUGCACGAGCGCUCUCUCUCGAUAGAGAUAUUGUCCUACUGGAUGAUGUCUUCAGUGCCUUGGAUCGUCGCACAAAGAUCCACGUAGCGGAAAGCUUAUUGCGGAGGGCGCGAGAGGGAGAAAAUACGAACACUGUCAUCUUCAGCACCCAUGACGAGUACAUUGCCAACAUGGCAGAUGAAAUAUACGAGAUAGAUCGAUCAGGCACAGUUAUCCGACGCAGCAAGGUGGACUUGCCCGCAGGCACCUCGCCAGCAGACAGCGCCUCGUCGAUAGAGGCCGAGGAAGAAGUCUCCACGGCGGAGCAAUCUCAAACCUCCUCUUCGAUUUCUAUUUUACCUCUUACGGCUGACCCCACGGUAAAAGACAUGGAUGUGUACAAGACAUACCUGCGCUCCAUGGGACUCGGUAACGCUGUGGCGUUUCUGUUUUUGGGAAGCGCGUUUGCGGUCGCGUUCAAGUUUCCAGACCUUUGGAUUCAGUGGUGGUCCAAUGACACCUCCUCGAGCAGUAGCAGACAUUCUACCGGGUACUGGAUCGGGUUAUAUGCUGGCCUGCAGUGCAUCCCGCUGCUGCUGCUAGGACUUUGGCUGUGGCACGUAUUUUACAUCAUUGUUCCUACAGUGGGCAUCUCCAUCCACACCAACCUUCUCACCACCGUCAUGAACGCGCCCUUCUCCCACAUCAGCAACGUUGACUCUGGCAGCAUCAUGAACCGUUUCAACCAGGACCUCAUGUUCAUCGACUCGCUCCUGCCCUUUGAUCUCUUCAACACCGUCGCCGAGCUCUACAUUGCCGUCAUCCAGAUUGUCUUUGUGGCCGUCGCCAGCGCGCAGGCGCUCGCGGCCGUGCCCGCGGUCGCGGCCGUCCUGUACGCGAUUCAGAAUCUCUACCUGCGGACCUCGAAGCAGCUGCGGAUCCUGGAGCUCGAGGCGAAAGCCGUCCUGCAUAGCCUCGUGUCGGACGUGACGGCCGGCGCCGGCCCGUCGACAAUUCGCGCGCACGGAUGGCAAGGACACCUGCGCGCACGCUUCAUGGAGAGCCUGGACGUCUCCCAGGAGCCCAUCUACCUGCUCUUUUGCGUGCAGCGCUGGCUGCAACUCGUGCUCAACCUAGUCGUCAUGGGCCUCGUGGUGCUGGUCGCGGUUGUCGCCGUGGCGCUGCGCGCAAAGGUCAACCCCGGCGCCGUCGGCGUCGCGUUCCUCAACGCCACUACGCUGGGCGAGACGCUGACCCAACUCGUCAUCUCGUAUACUUCACUAGAAACCUCCCUGGGCGCUAUUGCGAGAACGACGAUUUUUGCCGCGACUACCCCGAGUGAGCUUGGCGGCAACGCUGACGACAGCGGCGGCGAGCCCUCGUCUUGGUGGCCGUCGGAAGGGAGUGUUCGCAUGGACAAUCUUUGGGCCAGGUACCAGUUGCCCGCUGCUACAACUCAAGAAGAAGAAUCAUGGAGCUUGCGAAGCAUAAGCAUCGAGAUACCGGCCGGCCAAAAGGUUAGUAUCUGCGGUCGCACAGGCUCUGGCAAGUCAACCUUUAUCCUGGCUCUGCUUCGCAUGGUCGACAUCCCGAUCGGCACGGCCUACAUUGGCGGGCGCGACCACUCCCAGAUUCCCCUCGCAGCACUACGGCGAGGGUAUUUUGUCGUGUCUCAGGAUCUGCUGGAAGAAUCCACCAUACUGCGGGAUCAAAUCGACCCGGACAGGCAGUUUACAGACGAGCAGAUCCACGAGGCCGUAGCAGAAUGCGGUCUACAAGAGAUCGUCGAGACUAGCGGGGGGCUUCGUGCCAGUGCUGGGGACGUGCAGCUCUCGAAUGGCGAGGCGCAGUUUCUCUCGCUCGCCAGGGUGAUCUUGUAUGGAUCUCCAAGGGAAGGCGGCAUCCUGCUUCUCGACGAGGCCACGAGCAGUCUUGAUGAGGAUGCGCAGCGCCGGAUGGAGAUGCUGAUAGAAUCAAGGUUCCAAGACAAGACAAUCAUAUCGGUCUGUCACAGACUUUCCUGGGCACUCAAGUCUGAUAGAAUCAUUGUCCUGGAGAACGGGGAGGUCAUACAUGACGGGACGCCGCAGGAAAUUGUCAAGGUUUCAUCAUUGUUCGCCGGUAUGCCGCUGCCAGAAUCUGAGCAGUGA
Akanthomyces muscarius is the source of this 4296-nucleotide messenger RNA. RefSeq lists its product as uncharacterized. The transcript is spliced from 10 exons. Gene Ontology annotation, cellular component: membrane. Gene Ontology annotation, biological process: transmembrane transport. Lineage: Eukaryota; Fungi; Ascomycota; Sordariomycetes; Hypocreales; Cordycipitaceae. Gene Ontology annotation, molecular function: ATP binding; ATP hydrolysis activity; ABC-type transporter activity. Bases 1 to 4296 code for a protein of 1431 amino acids. The record is from RefSeq and is a predicted model, not a curated record.